This is a messenger RNA of Enhydra lutris kenyoni (northern sea otter), 1967 nucleotides long. RefSeq names its product cathepsin A. The transcript is spliced from 15 exons. Bases 91 to 1578 code for a protein of 495 amino acids. NCBI's taxonomy places the organism in Eukaryota, Metazoa, Chordata, Mammalia, Carnivora, Mustelidae. The record is from RefSeq and is a predicted model, not a curated record. Gene Ontology annotation, biological process: proteolysis. Gene Ontology annotation, molecular function: serine-type carboxypeptidase activity.
CGCCUGCGAGCCGCCGAUCCCGGGGGACCAGCGAGGCCCCGGCAGGAUGACUGUCACGUGACGCCGGCACCCACGUGACUCCGACUUCACAUGACAUCCCGCGACCGGGCCCCUUCUGGAGAGCGAGGACGCGGGGGAGCAGAGAUGAUCGGAGCCGCGCUGUCGCCUCCUUGGCUGCUGAUGCUACUCCUGCCCUGGGCGCCCGCAGGCCAGGCAGCACCGGACGUCGAUGAGAUCCAGUGCCUGCCUGGGUUGGCCAAGCAGCCGGCUUUCCGCCAGUACUCCGGCUACCUCCGUGGCUCCGGCUCCAAGCACCUCCACUACUGGUUUGUGGAAUCGCAGAAGGAUCCCAAGAGCAGCCCUCUGGUGCUUUGGCUCAACGGAGGGCCCGGCUGCAGCUCCCUAGAUGGCUUCCUCACAGAGCACGGCCCCUUCCUGGUGCAGCCAGAUGGUGCCACGCUGGAGUACAACCCCUAUUCUUGGAACCUGAUUGCCAAUGUGUUGUACCUUGAGUCCCCAGCUGGGGUGGGCUUCUCCUACUCUGACGACAAGACUUAUGCCACCAACGACACCGAGGUCGCCCAGAGCAAUUUUGAGGCCCUGAAGGAUUUCUUCCGCCUCUUCCCAGAGUACAAGGACAAUGAGCUUUUCCUGACAGGAGAGAGCUAUGCCGGCAUUUACAUCCCUACCCUGGCCGUGUUGGUCAUGCAGGAUCCCAGCAUGAACCUGCAGGGGUUGGCUGUGGGCAAUGGACUCUCCUCCUAUGAGCAGAAUGACAACUCCCUGGUCUAUUUCGCCUACUACCAUGGCCUUCUGGGGAACAGGCUCUGGUCUUCCCUCCAGACCCACUGCUGCUCUCAGAACAAGUGUAAUUUCUACGACAACACUGACCCAGAAUGCGUGACUAAUCUACAGGAAGUGUCCCGCAUCGUGGGCAACUUGGGCCUCAACAUUUACAACCUCUACGCCCCCUGCGCUGGGGGUGUGCCUGGGCAUUUAAGGUUCGAGGAGGACACGGUCGUGCUCCACGACUUCGGCAACAUCUUCACUCGCCUGCCGAUCAAGCAGACACGGCAUCAGGUGCUGCUGCUGCGCUCUGGGGACAGGGUGCGCAUGGACCCGCCCUGCACCAACACCACGGCCGCCUCCACCUACCUCAACAACCCUUAUGUGCGCAAGGCCCUCCACGUCCCUGAGCAGCUGCCCCGCUGGGACAUGUGCAACUUCCUGGUGAAUAUACAGUACCGCCGCCUCUACCAAAGUGUGCAGGACCAGUACUUGAAGCUACUCACCACGCAGAAAUACCGGAUCCUGCUGUACAACGGAGAUGUGGAUAUGGCUUGCAAUUUCAUGGGGGAUGAGUGGUUCGUGGAUUCCCUCAACCAGAAGAUGGAGGUCCAGCGCCGGCCCUGGUUAGUGGACUACGGGGACAGUGGAGAGCAGAUUGCUGGCUUCGUGAAGGAGUUCUCCCACAUCGCCUUUCUCACCAUCAAGGGCGCUGGGCACAUGGUCCCCACCGACAAGCCCCAGGCUGCCCUCACCAUGUUCUCCCGCUUCCUGAAUAAGCAGCCGUACUGAUGGAGACCAGUCCCCCUUCUGCCUGAUGCAGCCAUACUGACAGAGACAAGUCCCCCUUCUGAUCCAGCCCCUUUCCUUUCCUGCCUCUCCUGCUAGGAGGGAGGCCCUCUUUUAUGCAAAAUGCCCCUGUGGGGCAGAUCCCGGCCUCCAGAACCAACCUACCCCCCCCCACCACUGACCCCUCCACAGCCCUCUGCCUCCCAGACCAGGCCCCAGUGCUUCAGUAGACAGCCUGGGGGAGUUAGCACUUUAUUCCUGACUGGGCUGGGGCCUGGCCCCUCCCUUCAUGCACUGGAACACAGCAGAGCUCAGCACAGCCCAUGGGGAGGGUGGACGGACUGUAAUCAAUGGAUUGACUGAUUAUGGAAUUAAAUUGGGUACAGCUUAAA